GGCCGGAGUUUACUCAUUCCUGCUCCAGUGUAACCCCGAGACUUCCCUUCCUUCCGUUGCGCCUAAGCCCAGCCCCUUCCUGGGCUUUAUUUCGGUAGCUGCGUCUCAGCCAAUAGCCGGCCCCGUCGUGGAGGCGCGCGCUGCUCAUUGGACCGCGGGGAGUGACGUUGUUUGAAAAAAAUAUUUCAACGGCGACAAGCCUGGGCUGGGGGCGUUUCGAGCGCGGGGUCGCUGUUAACAGCUGGCUGCGGAAAUUUCGCCUCUGUAGACUUGGAUCCGCAAAGCAACAAUGGCGGGGAACCCAAGGGACCGAGGAAAGCUGAAGAUGGUAAGCCUCAUGAGGCUGGAAGAAGAAUCGCAGAAUCUAUGGAGACAACUUCUUGAUAAUGUUGACAAGACAGACUUUUUGUGGAUGGAGGAGAUUCUUGAAGAGGCGCAAAAGAUGUUCAGCAGGUCAGAGCUAGAUCCCUCUUCUGAUUCUCAAGGGAACUCACCUUGUAAUUCAUAUGAGAUGACACCACAGAGCCACAAGCACCCCAAGGUUAACAUUGACGAUUAUGGGAUGGAUUUGAAUAGUGAUGACUCAACAGAUGAUGAAAGCUGGCCACGCAAGCCAAUCCCUGCAUGGGCUUCUGGAAAUCAACUGACCCAAGGUGUCAUGCACCAAUAUUACAAUCCAUCUAAUGUCAGGAGGUUAUUUGGUGUUGUGAAAAGUCCAAACCUGGAAGAAAUCUUCUAUAAGAGCAAACCACGCUAUUUUAAACGCACCAGUUCUGCAGUUUGGAACUCUCCACCAUUCCCAGGCGGCAAAUCUGUAUCAUCUAAUUUCAAGAGAUGGUGAUAUAUUUCAGAGCUGUUUGAUAUUUUAAACAUGUACAACUGGUUUCACCUUAUAAUGUUAAUAAUUUUUUUUCUAUUUGAAACUCUUAA
Molecule: messenger RNA, 930 nt
Organism: Anolis carolinensis (green anole)
Lineage: Eukaryota; Metazoa; Chordata; Lepidosauria; Squamata; Anolidae
Product: inner centromere protein-like
Exons: 5
Coding region: 290-841 (183 amino acids)
Biological process (GO): meiotic spindle midzone assembly; mitotic cytokinesis; metaphase chromosome alignment
Cellular component (GO): midbody; meiotic spindle midzone; kinetochore
Source: RefSeq, a predicted model, not a curated record